Prorocentrum cordatum is the source of this 1077-nucleotide messenger RNA. NCBI's taxonomy places the organism in Eukaryota, Dinophyceae, Prorocentrales, Prorocentraceae. The record is from the annotation of a GenBank genome assembly.
AUGCGCAGAAAUCAUGCACUCCAAUUAGGAAAGACUAACAUGUGCAAAUUCUAUCAGCAUGGCAGCUGUAAUCAGGGGAGCAGGUGCGCAUACGCCCACGACCCCCAGGAGCUGCGCCACCCGCCAGAGUCUCAGAACACCAGCAUGUGUGAGACCUUCGCCAGAGAGGGCCACUGCGCGAAUCCGACCUGCCAAUUCGCCCACGGCGCGGAUCAGCUCCGAGCGACGAACGUGCUCGUCAAGGCGAAGAUGUUUGGGUUCGGGAGCAAAUGCAGGAACGGCAAGAGCUGCCGCUUUGCGCACUCGGACGAGGAGUUGCGCCUGGCCAGUCAGCCAGGGAGCGCUGCCCACACUGGCCAGGACGGCAGCGACUCCGCCGAGGGCUCCACGGAGAGUGGCUCGCAGGCGGACCCGCGCAGUGACCACACCAGCAACCACUCCUGCACCACCAUCUUCACGGGUUCCUCUGGGAGGAGCAGGGCCACAGGCGGUGCCGAGGGCGGUGCGGGAGGCUUCAACAGCGGCCACAGCGCGGAGCUUCCCGUCAGGGCCCGGAGCAGGGAGCCGGUGGCCAAGCUGUCGCACAGGAGGCUGGACGUCCACAAGAAGCAGGACGCAGAGAAGGCCGGCCUGAGUCUGCUGGCCGACGGAGCGACCACACUGUGCAUCUCGAACGUUCCCACCUACUUCACGCAGGGGUCGCUGCUUGCCAUGUUCGAGGACCUCACCCCGGCGAUGCGGGGUAACUUCGACUUCUUCCACUGCCCUUGGGAGCAGGAUCUGAUGAGGAACACGGGCCACGCGACGAUCAACUUCGCGAACGCAGUCCACGCCCAGGCGUUCCAGCAGGCGUGGUCCAACAGGGGGCUGUGUGGCUCGGGCCCGUCGGAGAAGCGGCUCCGGGUGACGCGGGCGCCGCUGCAGGGCCUGCAGGCCAACCUGGACCACUACUCCGGCACCGUCACCAAGUCCGCCGACCCCCGCUUCCGUCCGCUGUUCCGCGGCGAAAGCGGCAGCUUGAACGCCCUCAUGGUGACGGACGACUCCUUCUCUGCUGGGGGUGGGCGGCGUGUUUAG